Molecule: messenger RNA, 1359 nt
Organism: Ambispora leptoticha
Lineage: Eukaryota; Fungi; Glomeromycota; Glomeromycetes; Archaeosporales; Ambisporaceae
Source: the annotation of a GenBank genome assembly
AUGCUAAAUAUAAAAAAAACAUGCUCGCGGAAGCUUUUUCGAAAUUGUGAACAUAGAAAGAUGAGUAAAAACUUAGAACCAAAUAUAGCCAACACUAUUAAAAUUUCCUCUGUAAAACCCAUUGAUCAGCAAAAGGAUGGUCCAAAAUACGGUCUCUGUCCCGCCUGCGGUGGGCCAAAGACAUCUAGCAAUUGGUGCCCUCCAUGCCAUUCGAAAUUACUCCUUAAAGAAAAUCCAGGGUGGACGAGCGGUGAUAAAAACUUGGAUGACUUUAUUAAACAAACUAUUAUCGACGCACGACGUUCCUAUGAUUAUCUGGAAUGGAUUCCGUAUGAAAAUUUUAAAAAUAUCAAACUAAUUGGUAGGGGCGGAUUUGCGACCGCUUAUUUUGCGACGAGGACUAAUUGUCUGAAGGGCCAUUUUACAUGGGACGCGAAAGAGAAAAAAUAUGUGAGAGAGCACUUUCCGGAUUAUGACAUUGCUCUGAAAUGUUAUCAUGACAGGGAUAACAUUGCUGCAGACUUCCUCAAUGAGGUAAAGACUCACCAUAAAUGUAUGAUGUUACAAGAGAACGGAUUCCUCCAAUGUUACGGAAUUAGCAAAAAUCCGGAAACGGGGCAAUUCAUAAUCGUUUUGGACUAUGCGCCACAUGGUAAUCUUCGACAGUUUUUGAUAGAAAAUCAUAAAAACCUGAAAUGGGUGGAUGGACUAAGCAUGGCGACAAAAAUUGCAAAAGACUUGAAAAUAAUCCACGAAGCAGGACUUAUCCACUGUGAUUUUCACAGUGGAAAUGUGCUAAAGCUAACGAGCAAUCCUCGCGUGUCCGAUUUUGGUUUAUCACGUUUAGAUGAAGAUUAUAUCCCAAAAGAUGGUGUAUAUGGAGUUAUUCCAUAUGUUGCUCCUGAGGUCUUACGUGGAAAAUCAUAUCGAAAACCUUCAGACGUGUAUAGCUUUGGAAUCAUUAUGUGUGAGAUUUCCUCUGGUAAACCAGCAUUCUAUAACGUAUCCCAUGACUUUCAACUCAUACUGCAAAUUUGCAAUGGUCUUCGACCCAAAGCUAGCGCGAGAACGCCAAAAUGUUAUCUUGAUUUAAUGCGGCGAUGCUUGGAUGACAAACCAGAAAAGAGACCCACUGCAGCGGAGAUUUAUGAAACCUGUCUUGCGUGGUAUAAUGAUGCUGAUACUUAUCAACAGUUUUUAAGUGCCGAUAAAAUAAAUACAUCUAGCGACGAGGAUGAGGAUCAGAUAACCUUCACACACGAUAAGGACAUCUAUUCCAGUAGAUUUGUUCCUUACAUUACCACGCAGCAUGAUUUCUGUACCGAUGAUGAUUUCGGCCGUAUUAUCUUAAACAAUUGA